Messenger RNA from Seminavis robusta, 1974 nucleotides. Lineage: Eukaryota; Bacillariophyta; Bacillariophyceae; Naviculales; Naviculaceae. The record is from the annotation of a GenBank genome assembly.
AUGGCGUUGUGUUUGUCCUGGACUACCCUUCGAGCCGGUCUCAUCUGUAUGGCCUUUGUCUGCAUCCUAGCCAACUUGAAUGGUAGUCGUCUGACUUCGAAAGCCGUGUUUGACCUGUUAUUUACGGAUGAAAACACAGCCGUGACGUUGCCGGAGCAUGUGGUGGAAACAGCACUGUCAAAAUUGACCGAUGCCCAGCUCGAGUCACUCUACUUUGGCGGAAAGGAGAACCAUGUCAAUGCUUCCAAUGCGGGAAAUAAUCAACAUGUCAGCAGAAUAGAGAGUCAUGGGAAGAAGAAGAUUAGAGGACAGCCAUUCCAUGAAACAGAGGAGACUGCAGAAGAGAGGAAGCACGAAGAAGAUCAAGAGGAGCCGUCAACUAGGAUAUCAGAAGGACAGCUAGCUGAUACCACAAUAAUGAGCACACAGCAAGACCGAGUAAACGAAAAGGCUCUGUUGGAUGCAGCUGCUGCCACGAAAGAGAGAAUAAGAAAGAUCAAGAAGAAUGAUCUUACUGGCACAGUGGACAACGCAUCCAAGGUUACCACGAGAGAGACGGAAAAUGCAAACGAGAAAGAGUUGAUCGAUUCAACUUCAAGUAAAGAUACGGAUAAGGAUGCCAACGAGAAUGUAGAUACCAAAGAAGCUGACAACGAAGAUACCAACGAGGAAAAUGACACAGAUGUUGAAGAACAUGAUACCCAAACCAACACACUACAAACCGCUUCUACCGCCACCAACACUACAAUCCACAUAUCCACCGAGCCAGCCUGGAGUCCCUCCUGGGUCAGUGACGAAACGGGUAGCCCUUAUACCUAUGCCAUGUUUAGUUGGCUCUGCGAUCCCGAUGAUAAGGAACACUCCAUGCCGGCAUACAAGUCCUACUUGGCCAAUAUCCUCGUGGCGGCCAAACUACUACGAGACUUUGGAUCCAAGGCCGAUUUCAAUGCCGUCAUUAAAAUGAAAUACGGAUCCAACCAUACACGAUUACUUCAAGAGGAUGAAGCAAUGAUGGAGACCAUGGGGAUUCGUGUCACCUACUUGCCACAAACUAAGGAUGGCGCCAACUUUUAUGUCGAUCAACUCAACAAAAUGUACAUUUUGAACAUGACACAAUACCGACGGGUCCUGUUUCUCGAUGGAGACGUCAUGCCCAUGAACAACCUCGACUAUCUCUUUGAAUUGUCGGAUGGUCCCAACCCGUUGCUCAAGGAAAACGCCGUGUUGGCGGGCUACACGGAACCGGCCAAUGGAGGAUUCUUCAUGAUGAGACCCAAUGCCACGGCCUAUCUGGACAUUCAACGAAUCAUUGCCUUACGGCCGCCUCAGUCUCUCAAGAGACUCCGAUGGUUUGAUCAAGUCCAGGGAUGGGGACAUGCUAUUGUCCCACCGGACAUGUACGAGUCCAACCACCCAAAGACACAGGGGACCAAAUGGAAAUUUCAUGGCGCCUUUACCGACCAGGGUCUGAUCUACAGCUAUCCAAAAUACAAUCUACGCAGCAUGACCCAAAUAUUUUCUCGCAAGAUUGUCAACUUUGGUCCUGGCCCCAAUGGGACCACCAUUGUGGAAAAGGUCAUCAAUGUCACUUCGGUCCAGACCAGUCCUUUCUCGCAAUACACACAACCCCAGUUUGACUUUUCCCCCGGCAGUUGCAUGAUGUUCACAUACAAGUAUGCCCCCGACUGGCCGGGAUGUGUCCCUCCGUAUGCGGAUCAUUCUCACUUUACCGGCAAGAAAAAGCCGUGGUCGUACCGCAAACCCGAUGAUUUGUGGGAAGAAACAAAACCACGCAAUGAUUUUUACUUGUGGUGGCGCACUCUGGAUCAACUCCAACAAAGUGGCAUUAACAUUACCUUUUCGGAAGCCACCAAAGUGAGCAAGAAUACCCGAAAACCAAAGGAGAAAAAGACCCGGAAAAAGCGUGGCAAACAAGCACCCAGCAACACCACCACGACGACGGAAGCUCGGUAG